This is a messenger RNA of Papilio polytes (common Mormon), 720 nucleotides long. It is a transcript of the gene nvy, whose product is annotated as protein CBFA2T3. The coding region runs from base 58 to 720 and encodes 220 amino acids. The transcript is spliced from 4 exons. The record is from RefSeq and is a predicted model, not a curated record. NCBI's taxonomy places the organism in Eukaryota, Metazoa, Arthropoda, Insecta, Lepidoptera, Papilionidae. Gene Ontology annotation, cellular component: nucleus. Gene Ontology annotation, molecular function: transcription corepressor activity. Gene Ontology annotation, biological process: negative regulation of DNA-templated transcription.
AGCAUUUAAACGAAGAUCAAAGGUUUCUUCCCCUGUUAAAAAUGUGUAUUAUUAUUAAUGUGGUGUGAACAGACACCGCUCCAAUACAUCCGCGGGCAUGAGCACCUCGUACUGGAGAGUGGUGCUGAGGCUGCAGACAUCUUCGCACAACAACACCCUUGCGAACCAAUCAAGCGACGUGCCAGCGACCCAUUUUACGAGGCGUCUCAAUCGAAUGGUUCACAUGAAGAGUUCCCGCCGCAGGCCAAACGAGCGCCCUCCAACCUCCUGCUGAACCCUUCGCCUUUCCUCUGUCCGUUGCCUAGCAACGCCAGUCUGUUUGACUACGGACACCCCUACCCUGUCUAUCAUGGCGGCCAAGAACCUGCUUUUGAAAGGAGAGAUGGUGGCAUAUCAGUGCGCGACGUGUCUUCUAUGAACGCGUCUCUGGGGGAGGCUCGGGGGGGCAUCGGGGGUGGCAAGGGGGAUGACGAGUGGCGUAACAUCAACACCAUGCUUAACUGCAUCCUUAGCAUGGUAGAGAAGACCAAGCGCGCACUCGCCAUACUGCAGCAAAGAGGAAUGGAGUCAACAGAGAGCAAUGAGAUAAAGCGUGCAGCGAAUGAGAUAAUGGCGUCUGCAGUCAGACAGACUGAAGAGCGCGUCGCUGAGGUCAGAAGACGAGCUGAGGAUGCUGUUAAUCAGGUAAAACAUUGCAAUAUGGAACUUCUCAACUUCUAA